Balaenoptera ricei (Rice's whale) is the source of this 1512-nucleotide messenger RNA. RefSeq names its product aromatase. Gene Ontology annotation, molecular function: iron ion binding; oxidoreductase activity, acting on paired donors, with incorporation or reduction of molecular oxygen; heme binding. The coding region runs from base 1 to 1512 and encodes 503 amino acids. The transcript is spliced from 9 exons. The record is from RefSeq and is a predicted model, not a curated record. Lineage: Eukaryota; Metazoa; Chordata; Mammalia; Artiodactyla; Balaenopteridae.
AUGGUUUUGGAAGUGCUGAACCCAAGGCAUUAUAACAUCACCAGCAUGGUGUCUGAAGUUAUGCCUAUUGCCAGCAUUGCAAUCCUGCUGCUCACUGGCUUUUUUCUCUUGGUUUGGAAUUAUGAGGACACAUCCUCAAUACCAGGUCCUGGCUAUUUUCUGGGAAUUGGGCCCCUCAUUUCCCACUGCAGGUUCCUCUGGACGGGGAUCGGCAGUGCCUGCAAUUACUACAAUAAGACGUAUGGAGAAUUCAUGAGAGUCUGGAUAUGUGGAGAGGAAACCCUCAUUAUUAGCAAGUCUUCGAGUAUGUUCCACAUAAUGAAGCACAAUCACUACACAUCCCGAUUCGGCAGCAAACUUGGGUUGCAGUGCAUUGGCAUGCAUGAGAAAGGCAUCAUAUUUAACAAUAAUCCAGCACUCUGGAAAACCGUUCGACCUUUCUUUACAAAAGCUUUGUCUGGCCCCGGCCUGGUGCGCAUGGUGACCGUCUGUGCUGAUUCCAUCACCAAGCAUCUGGACAGGCUGGAGGAGGUCCGCAACGAGUUGGGCUAUGUGGACGUGUUGACCCUCAUGCGGCGCAUCAUGCUGGACACCUCUAACAAGCUCUUCCUGGGGAUCCCCUUGGACGAAAGGGCCAUCGUGGUUAAAAUCCAGGGUUAUUUUGAUGCAUGGCAAGCUCUCCUUCUCAAACCAGACAUCUUCUUUAAGAUUUCUUGGCUAUGCAGAAAGUAUGAAAAGUCUGUCAAGGAUUUGAAGGAUGCCAUGGAAAUUCUGAUAGAAGAAAAAAGACAGAGGAUUUCAACAGCAGAGAAACUAGAAGACUGUAUGGAUUUUGCCACUGAGUUGAUUUUUGCCGAGAAACGUGGUGACCUGACAAGAGCGAAUGUGAACCAGUGCAUAUUGGAAAUGCUGAUCGCAGCGCCGGACACCAUGUCUGUCUCUGUGUUCUUCAUGCUGUUUCUCAUUGCAAAGCACCCCCAGGUUGAAGAGGCAAUAAUGAAGGAAAUCCAGACUGUUGUUGGUGAAAGAGACAUAAGGAUUGAUGAUAUGCAAAAACUAAAAGUGGUAGAAAACUUUAUUUAUGAGAGCAUGCGGUACCAGCCUGUUGUGGACCUGGUCAUGCGCAAAGCCUUAGAGGAUGAUGUCAUCGAUGGCUACCCAGUGAAAAAGGGGACUAACAUUAUCCUGAAUAUUGGAAGAAUGCAUAGACUCGAGUUUUUCCCCAAGCCCAAUGAAUUUACUCUUGAAAACUUUGCCAAGAAUGUUCCUUACAGGUACUUUCAGCCAUUUGGCUUUGGGCCCCGGGCCUGUGCGGGAAAAUACAUUGCCAUGGUGAUGAUGAAGGUCACCCUGGUCACGCUUCUGAGACGCUUCCACGUGCAGACAUUGCAAGGUCGAUGUGUUGAAAAGAUGCAGAAGAAAAAUGACUUAUCCUUGCACCCAGAUGAGACCAGCGACCUGCUGGGAAUGAUUUUCAUCCCAAGAAAUGCAGACAAGUGCCUCGGCCACUAA